Messenger RNA from Folsomia candida, 1846 nucleotides. Its product is annotated as cyclin-K. The record is from RefSeq and is a predicted model, not a curated record. NCBI's taxonomy places the organism in Eukaryota, Metazoa, Arthropoda, Collembola, Entomobryomorpha, Isotomidae. Gene Ontology annotation, molecular function: cyclin-dependent protein serine/threonine kinase activator activity. The transcript has 6 exons. Bases 119 to 1366 code for a protein of 415 amino acids. Gene Ontology annotation, biological process: positive regulation of DNA-templated transcription, elongation; regulation of transcription by RNA polymerase II. Gene Ontology annotation, cellular component: cyclin/CDK positive transcription elongation factor complex; nucleus.
AUCACUAUUGAUCAGUGCAACCUGAAUAUUUAUUUUAGAAAAUUGAAAUAAUUAAUUGUAGGUAAAUUUUGUCACCACCAAGUAAAGUCAUAUUGUGGGAAAGGUGUCCUUGAACAAUAUGCGGUGGUAUUAUGAGAAAAAGGAACUUCGAAUGUCGCCAUCAAUUCAAUCCGGUCUUGAGCAAGAUCGAGAAUCUCGGUAUAGGCGAGAAGGGGCUCGGUUUAUCAUCGACAUUGGGUCAUCAAUGAAUCUAAGCCUAACCACGAUGGCAACCGGUGUCGUAUAUUUUCAUCGGUUCUACAUGUUCCACACCUUUCAAGACUUUUCGCGUUAUCCGACUGCCUUGGCCUGCCUGUUUCUCGCUGGAAAAGUGGAAGAAACACCAAAAAAAUGUAAGGACAUGCUGAAAGUUGCCCGUGAGAUUAUUGGAGACGAGAAAAUGGUAUCGUUUGGAGGAGAUAUUCAUCACAACAGCGAGGAAGUAAUGACACUUGAGCGGAUAAUUCUUCAGACAAUCAAAUUUGAUCUCCAUGUCGAGCACCCAUACACAUUUCUACUCAAAUAUGCAAAGUGUCUGAAAGGAGAUAAGACACGUCUGCAGAAAAUGGUGCAGAUGGCUUGGACAUUUGUGAAUGACAGCCUUUGCACGACGCUUUGUCUUCAAUGGGAACCUGAAAUUGUAGCCAUCGCUUUAAUGCAUCUCGCUGGAAAGUUGAGCAAAUUCGAGGUGGUGGAUUGGGUUGGUCGAAACUCGGAGCAUUAUCGGUGGUGGGACAUGUUUGUGGACGACAUGACAAUUGAACUACUAGAAGAUAUAUGUCACCAAGUUCUCGACCUGUACUCUCAGACACAAGGACAUUCCCAGACUGACUCUCCCCCUCCAGUCACCAGGAUGAUGACGAAUAAUAGUAGUAAUAGCAAUUCUGCUGCCGGUCCCCCCGGUGUACCACCUUUACCUCCUCAACAAUCCAAUUCCACUCCGACAACAGGAAUAGCACCGCCAAUACCUGCUGGUUCGAGAGGAUCUACGCCAAAUGCUUAUCCUCCUCCACCACCACAGCAGCAGCAGCAGCAACCACCACCACCACUCCCACCCGUCGCAUCCUACCCACCACCACAAGCGCCGUUCUAUGGAGGGAUGCCUCCAGGAAUGGGAGGGAUGACAUUGCCACCAGGCUUCAACUACCCUCCGCUACCACCACCACAAGCCGGAGGAGGAGGGCGAGUGCCACAACAUCCUCCACUGCCCACUUCAUUCCAUGCCCCCAUUCCACCUCUGCCACAACAGCAGCAACAGUUUUAUCCUCCUCACCAUCAACCCCCACCACUCCCCACCCAACAUCAGCCACCUCCACCUCCUAAGUAAUAAUUAUAGCUGAAUGGCCCGACUGCUGUGACUCGAUCUGGCCACCAUUAUUAGUUGGCAUAAUUACUAUAAUUUAUUAAUGUUUAAUUACUUGAUUACAGUUGUUCUCAAAAAUUGGAUUCGUAUUUAAUUGUUUUAUGUCUGUGUAGUUAGUAAUAAUCUUUUUCAUGAAAAUAUACUCCACAGACGCAGAGUACAUAUUGUUUGUUAUUGGUUAUUGCUUAAAAUUCUAGUAUAUAUCCAUUCAUACAUGUAUGUAUGCCUGCGUUAGGCACAUUAUUGUGACCUAGAUUAUUGCAAUUACUAAUUUAGUACCCAUGUAUCCGCCCGUACCUAUUACAUAUUUAUAAUGUUUCCAGUGUGUGUGUGCACGUAAAUAUCUACGUACAAUAUUAACCCCAGAAUCGUGUGGUCGUGUGUCGUAAUGUAAUCAAUCUCUGCGAACUGUGCCAGAAUAAAUGUUGGGGUAAAAAAAGCAUA